This is a messenger RNA of Neltuma alba, 402 nucleotides long. RefSeq lists its product as uncharacterized. Lineage: Eukaryota; Viridiplantae; Streptophyta; Magnoliopsida; Fabales; Fabaceae. Gene Ontology annotation, molecular function: protein binding. The coding region runs from base 1 to 402 and encodes 133 amino acids. The transcript has a single exon. The record is from RefSeq and is a predicted model, not a curated record.
AUGCCCGCGAUCUCACAAACCACACACAUUCUAAGCUUCUCAUCUUCCUCAUCAUCAAGCGCCGUCACGAUCAUCGUGGUGUUCGCCCUCAGCCUGUUUCCCAUGGUUCUGGCGGAACGAGAAUCCUCACGCAUCCUCCGGCUGCCCUCGGAAAAUUCAAAAAUGACACCGUGGUCGUGUCCGGUGAAGUGCUUCCGGGCCAGUCCGGUGUGCGGGGAGGACGGGGUGACGUACUGGUGCGGUUGCGCCGAAGCGGAGUGCGCGGGAACGAAGGUGGCGAAGUUGGGGUUCUGUGAAGUGGGAAGUGGGGGCUCGACUCCUCUGCCGCUUCAGGCGCUACUGUUGGUGCAUAUAGUGUGGCACAUUGUGAUCGGCUUCUCUGUAUUGUUCGGCCUCUUUUGA